CGGAAACUGCUUCGCCCCGCCCCGUGUGGGCCCCCGGCGACCAGACCGGACACGUCUCGCAGUCUGCAGCGCGGUCCGGAUGGCCCCCUACGAGGAGGUGCGCGUGUCCGGCUUUGAGGAGUUCAGCCGGGCUGUGGAGCAGCACAAUGGCAAGACCAUUUUCGCCUACUUUACCGGUUCUAAAGACGACGAAGGGAAAAGCUGGUGUCCCGACUGCGUGCAGGCUGAACCAGUCGUGCGAGAGGGGCUGAAGCAUGUUAGUGAAGAAUGUGUGUUCAUCUACUGCCAAGUAGGAGAAAAACCUUACUGGAAAGAUCCAAACAAUGACUUCAGAAAAAACCUGAAAAUAACUGCAGUGCCUACACUACUUAAAUAUGGAACACCUCAAAAACUGGUAGAAUCUGAGUGUCAUCAAGCCAACCUCGUCGAGAUGUUGUUCUCUGAAGAUUAAGACUUAAUGAUGGCAAUUGUCUUGAUUACCUGAUUUGUUGUAGUAUUAAAAAAAACUGCACACUUCUUCUGAAUUCAUGUUAGCUAUAAAUAAAUGAUGUUAAAAA
Messenger RNA from Propithecus coquereli (Coquerel's sifaka), 557 nucleotides. It is a transcript of the gene TXNDC17, whose product is annotated as thioredoxin domain containing 17. The transcript has 4 exons. Gene Ontology annotation, molecular function: protein-disulfide reductase [NAD(P)H] activity. The coding region runs from base 80 to 451 and encodes 123 amino acids. Gene Ontology annotation, cellular component: cytosol. The record is from RefSeq and is a predicted model, not a curated record. Lineage: Eukaryota; Metazoa; Chordata; Mammalia; Primates; Indriidae.